Molecule: messenger RNA, 494 nt
Organism: Indicator indicator
Lineage: Eukaryota; Metazoa; Chordata; Aves; Piciformes; Indicatoridae
Product: cytochrome c oxidase copper chaperone
Exons: 4
Coding region: 73-276 (67 amino acids)
Biological process (GO): mitochondrial respiratory chain complex IV assembly
Cellular component (GO): mitochondrial intermembrane space
Molecular function (GO): copper chaperone activity; copper ion binding
Source: RefSeq, a predicted model, not a curated record
ACUCGGAGGCAGCAGGACCCAGCUGAGCCUUCUAGGCCUCAGUAGGCUGUGGCUGCUGGGAAGCCGCUCGCCAUGUCGACGGUGGCCGCCGCCAGCUGCGACAGCAAGGUCGCGGGGGAGGCGCGGGAAGAGAAGAAGCCGCUGAAGCCCUGCUGUGCCUGCCCCGAGACCAAGAAAGCGCGGGACGCCUGCAUCAUUGAGAAGGGGGAAGAAAAUUGUGGGCACCUGAUUGAAGCUCACAAAGAGUGCAUGAGAGCUCUGGGCUUCAAGAUAUGAAUGAGAUGAGUAGGACUGUGAAUGUGGUCAUGUCUGUGGUGUGACUGUUUUGGAAAGCUGGAAAAUGAGUUAUUUCUGCUAAUUACUUCAAAUAUAAGGAAAUAAUCUAUUUAUAAUAGAGUCUUUAAUGAUCAACUGUGCAUCACAUCUGUGGCUUUUCCACUGUCAAGUCUUGACUGCUGCUAUAGAAAAUAUUUUUUUUUCCCUCUUAAUAAAAA